Penicillium concentricum is the source of this 1632-nucleotide messenger RNA. RefSeq names its product putative choline transport protein. Bases 1 to 1632 code for a protein of 543 amino acids. The record is from RefSeq and is a predicted model, not a curated record. The transcript is spliced from 7 exons. Gene Ontology annotation, biological process: transmembrane transport. Gene Ontology annotation, molecular function: transmembrane transporter activity. Gene Ontology annotation, cellular component: membrane. NCBI's taxonomy places the organism in Eukaryota, Fungi, Ascomycota, Eurotiomycetes, Eurotiales, Aspergillaceae.
AUGUGCUCUCUCAACAGCCUUCAUCAAUAUCUUAAGUUUAUUGACAAGGACAAAUCACCCAACAUGGACAUAGAAGAGCUAAAAGGCAAAUAUACUUCCCAUGAUUUCGAAAGACAGAUCACUCAUGGAGAAGGCGAUGUCGAGAAAAUCAAGCUCAAAGAUCUCAGUCUGCAAGGAGGUGGGACGAGACAAAUGACAAAGUUAGAGACUAUAUCAGCAAGUUGGGUUAUAUGCGACAGCUGGGCUGGAAUGGCGGGCACAGUAUCUCUUGCAAUUUCCCAAGGCGGCCCGGUUACUUUGGUUUACGGACCGAUUCUCACUCUCAUUUUGAUUGGUGCUUGUGCUCUUACUCUGGCUGAGCUGGCUAGUGUUUAUCCCACUGCGGGUGGACAAUACCACUGGACUUCUAUCUUGGCUCCCAAGUCCAUCAAUCGUGCCUUGAGUUAUUGCUGUGGCAUGACAAACAUGUUCUCGUGGAUAGCCAUUUGCACCGGCAUUGCUAUUAUCCCCGCACAACUUAUUGUUGGCAUCGCCCUAUUCUACAAUCCAGAUUACACCCCACAGGCAUGGCAUUAUUUCCUGAUCUACCAAGCCAUAAACGGACUUGUAUUAUUAUACAAUAUAAUAUUGUUGAAAAGAUCACUUUGGAUUCACGAUAUUGCUUUCUUUGCGACCCUUGCCAGCUUCUUUGUCAUUACCAUUACAUGCCUCGCUCGGUCAUCUUCCAACUACCAACCCUCCAUCAAUGUUUGGGGAACCUUCGUCAAUGAUAGUGGCUGGAGUUCUGGAGGGGUUGCCUUCUUGACUGGUCUUGUCACACCUAACUAUAUGUACGCUGGCAUCGACGGUGCAUUGCACUUGGCUGAGGAAUGCCAAAAUGCGAGCACAGUGGUACCUCGGGCAUUGAUGAGUACAUUGCUUAUUGGGUUCGUCUCAUCAUUCACUUUCAUGGUCGCCAUGCUAUACUGCACCAACGAUUUGAAUGCCGUGGUGGCAUCUACUACCGGGGUUCCUAUUUUCGAGAUGUGGUAUCAGGCUACGCGCUCGGGCGUAGCCGCUACAGUAUUCGUCGUUUUACUUUGCUGCGCCGCCGUAUUCGCCCUCAUCGGUGCUCAACAAACCGCUUCUCGCCUGACAUGGUCACUGGCUAGAGACCAUGCUAUUAUCGGCAGCAAAUGGCUCAGCAAAAUACAUCCCAAGUUCGAAGUACCAGUAUGGGGUCUCUUCUUCAACUUUGUAAUCAUGUUCAUCAUCGGAUGUAUUUACUUGGGUUCUUCAUCUGCCUUUAAUGCGUUUAUUGGCAGUGGUCUGGUGCUCCAGCACAUCUCAUAUGCGAUUCCAGCUGCACUUCUCAUGUAUCGCAAGCGCUCUGAGACGUGGUUGCCUCGAUAUCGAGCCUUUCGACUACCGUCGAUGGUAGGGUGGAGUGUAAAUGCCAUCACAAUUGGAUUUGCGAUUCUUGUUCUGAUUUUCUACGACCUUCCGACUGUUCUCCCGGUGACUGGAAGCAACAUGAACUACACAUCUGCUGUACUAGCGGUUAUGGCUGUAUUUGCUGGAAUCAACUGGGGAAUUUGUGCUCGGCGGAAGUACAAUGGGCCUCGGCUCCAGUUAAGCGAUGAGGAGAUUUAG